UCGCUCUCACAUUAACGAGCGUGGUCUGCGCACCUUAGCCGAGGUCGGUAGUGCCGCCGAUCAUUUCGCUCUCACUAAUCCUAACUACUUUUGCAGAUCUAAUGAGCCUUCAUUCCCUUCAAACCAGCAUAAUAGUAAGAGGAUGGAGUAUAGUACCAGCAGGACUGAACUGCCAGAUACCCACAGGAUUGCAAAGGCAAAGUCGUCAGAAACAGGUGGUGAGAGUAGGAAUUUUGCUUCUCGCGGAUUUAUUAGUGCUGAUGAAUCGUGCACGUCGUCUUCUCCAGUCACUAUACUACGGGACUCGGCUGCAGAUAUAUCAAUGGUGCUCAGAGGCUGUUCCUAACCCUGAUUGUUACACUUGGAGACAUGGUAAUUAUCAAUGGACUGAUAGGCAGGGGUGUAGUGGUAAAAAAAAUCGCUGGGGGGACGCUGCCGGCAAACUUGGUUGACUCUAUUUUUAAACUGCACCAAUACCCCCCC
Messenger RNA from Penaeus monodon (black tiger shrimp), 483 nucleotides. RefSeq lists its product as uncharacterized. Bases 102 to 452 code for a protein of 116 amino acids. The transcript has 2 exons. The record is from RefSeq and is a predicted model, not a curated record. Lineage: Eukaryota; Metazoa; Arthropoda; Malacostraca; Decapoda; Penaeidae.